UUUUAUUUUUAUGUAAUGACUGAUAAAAAUAAAGAGCACAUUCGUGCAGAAUUUCAAAAACGUUUACAAUCUUCACUAACUGCGUAUGGAAGUAAUGGAGCUGUUAUAUUUGAAUUUAUUAAAGACUUUAAAGAGGAUUGGCAGGCUGAUGUUUAUAAUAUUGCUAAACUUCUCGAAUAUUCUGAGGGUGUUGAUGGUCUAAUUGCUUUAAUGAAAUCAUUUCCAAAUGAUGUUGUAGUUGAAGAACUUCCAAGUGGUCUAGUUCGGUUUAAACCAGUUCCAACAGUAACGACUAUCGAAAAUUUGAAUUUGAUUGAUCAAUCAAAUAAAGAAAUUGCUGAACACAAGGAAAGAAAAAUUAGACUUAAUCAACGACAAAAUCCAAUUCAUAUUAGACUUUCUUCAGUGCCUCCACCAAUUUAUCCGCCACAAAUAUUUAACCAGAGCCAUCCAAUUCCUCCUCAGAACGGCCAAUCAGUACCUCCACAUUUACUCCCGCCUUAUCAUCGAGGAUAUAUUCCAUCAUCAAAACCGCGGGUUAAACAGCCAAUUUCUGAAAAUGCGAAUUUAAUUGAUUUGGGUGUUCGAGCACCACUGUCUCAGCGUCAAAAUGGUACUGGACAUCAAUCAAGAAAUAAAACUAAUUUAAUUAAUGGAAAAGAAGAAAGGAUGAGGGAUGGGCGAAGUUCACCUCCAAGUUUCUCACGUGCUUCUACUCCACGAGUUAUAAGUCUUCAUUCUUCAAUUAAUGAUCUAACUGAAAUAGAGCAAGCAGAGAGGGAAUAUUCAAUGAAAUUGGGAAAAGGCCGACCAAUUCUUGGUCAAACAUUUGAACCGCUAAUUUCUGACGACGAGGACUUUCGUGUACCAGCAUCGGAUGAUGAAUCUACUCUUACUGAUGCUUCCUCACGUGUUGGAUCCGUUUCUAGCCUUGAUAAUCUUAUUGACUCUAAUAAACAAUCUGGAACUGUUUUAGUUGAUGCAAAAGAAGAAACUGAAGUUGAUGGAGUUGUUGAUGAGUUUGACGAUGAAGAUGAUGAAUCUUUUGUUUCUGAUGAUUCUGAGUUCGAUAUUCUUUUUGACGAAAUUGAGGAGGCUGUGGAAGAGAAAGAGAAUAUUUCUGUUUGCAAAUAUAUUGAUAAAUUAAAGAAUGAAUUCCAUCCACCACAGGCUGAUCUUUCUCGUCUUCUUUAUCUUUUCCAAUUGAAUGAUGGCUCUUUGUCUUCGUCAAAAAUUGAUGAUCUUAAAAGGUUUUACGAAAGGGAAUUUGGUUGUGCUCUUUCGUCGAAAGAGCUAAAUAGAUUGUUGGGUUGUCCACCAAAUAUUCGAAUUGUUGGAGAAUCUUUCAAAAAAGCUUCAUAUCCAGCUUCCUCUUUCUUUAGAGUUAUUCAAUCAGAUUCAUCUUCAAGUCUUUAUACGGUUAAAUUACGACGAUGUUUAACUGGAGAAUUCAUCGAUCCUUCUAUUUAUUUUGCAAAAUUGCCAUCUCGGGUUGUGUCACGAACUUCUACGUUUUUACCGAAAAUUUCUUCCAUUUCAACAAUUACGAGUAAUAAUAACGUUCCAUCAACUUCAACAAACACCUCCUCAUUGCCAAUUCAACCCACUGCAGCUGUUAAAUCUGUUGACAAGCCAACUUUCAAUUCAAAAUUAGACUUUCUCAAAAUUUCAAUUAAAAUUUCCACUAUUUUUGACAAAAAUGCAAAUGGGAAAAUUCUUUUGGAUGAAGUAUUUGAACAAUUAAAUAAGAUUUUGCCGCAUCCUUUUCUCGAAACAAAAAUGGGGCUGCUUGGAUAUUUGAUGGAGUUUCUUUCGGAUUUUUGUGAAAUUUUAACUGAAGGUUAAACUUUAUUCAGUUUCACUCAAAUUUAAUUUUUAGGAAAUAAAAUCUACAUUGUGGAUAUCCGUAACUGUCCGAAGGUCAAAAAGAACCAAUUAAUUUCUACUGCUUCUUUUAAUGGUUUCCGUAGUGGAAAUAAAUUGAAAGUUAAGAUAUUGGGUGUUGUCUCAAAUGGAGAUGCUAAAUUAGAAUUAUGCCAACUUUCUUCGAAAUUGAGACUUUUAUUGAGGUUUUUUUAUUUUAUACUAUUAAAUGUUGAUGG
Meloidogyne enterolobii is the source of this 2102-nucleotide messenger RNA. Lineage: Eukaryota; Metazoa; Nematoda; Chromadorea; Rhabditida; Meloidogynidae. The record is from the annotation of a GenBank genome assembly.